Molecule: messenger RNA, 4694 nt
Organism: Cygnus atratus (black swan)
Lineage: Eukaryota; Metazoa; Chordata; Aves; Anseriformes; Anatidae
Gene: BABAM2
Product: BRISC and BRCA1 A complex member 2
Exons: 13
Coding region: 143-1408 (421 amino acids)
Biological process (GO): double-strand break repair
Cellular component (GO): BRCA1-A complex; BRISC complex
Source: RefSeq, a predicted model, not a curated record
UUGGAGGGGGGGGUGGGGAGGCGCGGUGGUGGCGGCGGCGGGGGCGCGCACGCCGGGCGGCGGGGCGGGCGCGGGGGCGCGCACGCCGGGCGCGGCCGUUGCUAAGGGGCCGUAGCUCAAGAGGAAAGAGGAACGCCCUAAAAUGUCACCUGAAGUUGCCUUGAACAGAAUUUCUCCUGCUCUUUCACCCUUCAUUUCCAGUGUGGUCAGAAAUGGAAAAGUAGGCUUGGAUGCUACUAAUUGUUUACGUAUUACAGACUUGAAAUCUGGCUGUACAUCCUUGACUCCUGGACCUAGCUGUGAUCGGUUUAAGCUGCAUAUCCCUUAUGCUGGAGAAACACUCAAAUGGGAUAUAAUUUUCAAUGCUCACUACCCUGACCUGCCACCGGAUUUUAUCUUUGGAGAAGAUGCUGAAUUUUUGCCAGAUCCUUCUGCCUUGCAUAAUUUAGCUUCUUGGAAUCCUUCAAAUCCUGAAUGCCUCCUGCUUGUUGUGAAAGAGCUCGUGCAGCAGUAUCACCAAUUUCAGUGCAGCCGAUUGCGUGAGAGCUCGCGUCUCAUGUUUGAAUAUCAGACUUUACUUGAAGAGCCCCAGUAUGGAGAAAACAUGGAAAUCUAUGCUGGAAAAAAGAACAACUGGACUGGUGAAUUCUCAGCUCGCUUCCUCUUGAAGUUGCCUGUAGAUUUCAGCAAUAUUCCUACGUACCUUCUCAAGGAUGUGAAUGAAGAUCCUGGAGAAGAUGUUGCGCUUCUCUCUGUUAGUUUUGAGGAUGCAGAAGCUACUCAGGUUUUUCCUAAGCUGUAUCUCUCCCCGCGUAUUGAACAUGCACUUGGAGGAUCAUCUGCCCUUCACAUCCCAGCCUUUCCUGGUGGAGGUUGUCUUAUUGACUACGUACCCCAAGUAUGCCAGCUACUAACAAACAAGGUACAAUACGUUAUUCAGGGAUACCAUAAGAGAAGAGAGUACAUCGCAGCCUUCCUGAGUCACUUUGGAACCGGCGUGGUGGAAUAUGAUGCAGAAGGCUUCACAAAGCUUACUCUGUUGCUGAUGUGGAAAGAUUUUUGCUUCCUCGUUCACAUUGACCUUCCCCUGUACUUUCCUCGAGACCAGCCAACCCUAACGUUUCAGUCAGUCUACCAUUUCACUAACAGUGGACAGCUGUACUCCCAGGCUCAGAAGAAUUACCCUUACAGCCCACGCUGGGAUGGCAAUGAAAUGGCCAAGAGAGCGAAAUACCUGGGCAGCAUGGGAGAGGGGCAGAAGUGGAGGAACAUAUCCCAACUAAACGUUUGCUACUACAUUUAUUUCAGUCUGGAAGAGACCGCAAAUGAUAAGAGAAACUCAAGCAUAUACUUUAGAGGCAUAUUUCAAAACAUUUGUCCCUCAGUUCCAGGAGGCAGCGUUCGCUAAUGGAAAGCUUUAGGUAGCCUCGGGCAUUGAGAUGAUACUGGACAGAUUUCUUCAGUCUACCCAUGUCAGCACACAAGAAGAAUUCCUGGAAACGGGCUGGACUGGCUUGAUACUUUCUAGCCUCUGAAAUGGAUUUGGUAGCUUCAGUUUUUGUCAGAUUUAUGAAUUGAUGACCUCAGCUAGCACGCUCAAAACUGAGUGUUUGAUAUUCAUCCCAUCCCUUUGCCUCUGCCACCGCCAUUCCUUCACGUAUCUACUGGAUUAAAUUUAAAAACUUGUGUUUUGAUGUGAUAACGUUUUCUGGUGCCAGCAAUGUCCUAUAUGUCAUGCCUUGUUUGCUUGUCUUCGGAGGGUGUUAAUUGGAUUUUUUUUUUUCUGUGAAAUUUGUAUAUUUAGUUAACAUUUCCAGCUUAUCCUGAGAAAAUCUAAAACUGCCGUAUGUACCAGAAAUGCCUAAUGGACUGUACAGUGCCAUAUUCUGCCUUGGAUGUUGGCAUCUCACUGUGGUUGUUACUCUCACAGGUAUGGAUAUGAGUUGCACAGUUCAAUUCUCAGUGCCUUUCACGUUGGUCUGAUAUUAAUGUGGCAGGGGUUUGGAGCUGUUUUUUUUUUGUUAUUAUUUCAGUUGAAAGCUCAUCUUAUAUUAAAUGCUGUGCUUUUAUGCUUUGUUUUUAUUUCCAGUUGCACACUUUCAGUGUUUUACUAAUGAACUCCCUUUGCUUUUAUGAAAAAGUUUUAGUGCUCCAGUACAAAUGCUCAUAGAGCUAGUUAUAUAAAUUGGUAUAACAAAAUAAUGCUCUUUCAUAGACCUAUAAUUUUUCCAAGUAAGAUAAAUACUGCUAAGAAGAAAACUUUCAACAAAUGAGUGAAUGAUGUCUUGGAAAAUAACUAAUGAAAUAAUGUAGGGUUAUAGAUAUUUAGCUUAAUGCUUAAGUUCAACAUGUCUUCUCAGAAAUAACUUUAAGUGUAUAUAACUGGAAACAUUACCUCCCCUGUUUCUGACAUGCCAAAUGCAAAAUUCCACCUAUUCAUCCUUUCUUUCGUGCUUGUGUCAGGCGCACCAGUUAGGGCUAACAGUCACGGUGUCACUUCCCGAAUUAAUUUGUAAAUAGACCAGGGGACUUUCCAGUAAGGAAUGAAAUCAACGGUCUGCAUUGCUUAUAAAUGGCACAUGGAAAAUGUGCCCCACUUCUGCUAAAUAUAAGGAACUAAAUGAAUAGUAUGCAGAUGAUACAGUGGCACUGAGAAAACAUUUAAUUUGAAAUUAUUCACCAUAUCACUGCUAUCUGCUCAUGUAAUGAAUUCUCAUCAAAUUAAUUGAUUGGCAGUGUUCUGCCCUUUCUAAAACUUGUUAUUUUACUUUAGAAUUAGUGCUUUCCAGUGGAAUGUCCACCUAGGGGCUAUGGAUGGGUCUUGAGCAGUGAAGCUUAAUAAUUAAAAAUUAUGCAGAUUAGUUGCCUCUAGAAACUACAGGUAUUUUUAGCUAGUUUAUAGGCAAAAUUGUAGUUUAUGUUUAAUACUGAAGUUCUUGGCUGGAAAUCAAGCUGCAAACAAAAUCAGAGUUGUUUCUGCAAGUCUGCUGAGAAAGGGGACAUGGUCUGUCCUCUGACCCAUCUCCAUGUGACUGCUGCUGCAUUAUCUGAGGGCUGUAAACAGCUCCAAAGGUCUGAGGCUGAAUUCUCCCCGUGGAGGCAUCGCAUUAGGCUUUUGCAUGCAAACCAAGUCUUACAGCAGAUGUGGAGGGUAAUGGCUUUGUGUGUUGAGCAAAGACAGCUGAACAACCUCAAAUGACUGAAAACAGGCAUUGUUUAGUGUAUUGGGACAAUCUCAGAUCUGCAUUUCUUCAGGUAAAAAUCAGUGCCUCACACACAUACUCAAGAAUAAGCUAACUCUUGUGAAUUGGGAGGGAAAAGGAGGACAGCUAAGGAGAAGCAUUCACAGUCUUAUAGUAACAAUCUCUAGUACCUUCAAAAGGAAAAAAGAAAAAACAUAAGUUGCAUCAGUAGAUCCCUGGGACCUUACAUUUUAUAGCACUGUCUUGGAUUCAGUGUUGCAGUGACUGCCCCAUGAACACGGUGUUUGCUCUACAUACUUAAUUGAUUGCCCAAGUGGCACCAGUACUUUUUUAAUCGUUUCAGAAAUUGCCAAGAUGCUUUCAAAGGCUAGCAAUUCCAAAACGAUCCAAAAGGAGUGGGACUCUUCAGAGUGAAUGCACAUUUUCAACCAAAAAUGCAUCCUUCACCUCCGUCCUCAGAAUUCCAGACUGCUUUAGUACUAAGGUCUACGUGUUCCAAAAGCCAUGAUUUACUUUGAAGAUAUAAAAAGCCUAAAUCAACGAUUCCUCGUGUUAUUCAAUAGUAUUAUACCAACUUCUCACUAGCAUGUAUGGAAACGAGCCAGUGGUUUCAGUUUUAAUUUUACCUCUUGCAGCUGGUACUAUUUGGUCAAAAAAAUGAGGUAGAAGGGUUGAGAAACUGAUCUGUUUGUGUUUGAGAUAAAGUCUGCAAGCCUAACUAUUUUCAGGUUAGAAAAAAAAGGUAUUUUGCUUGCUCUGAAUGAACUUUUUCUUUAUUUCAAAGCCACCCUGCACUCUUUGAAGCACCCAGUAGUAGUUUAUGGAGCCCUUCCUGAUCGUUCUCAGGUUGGUUUGUGGGUGUUAGACCAGGACAGGUAGGGCGUUAGGAGGAAGGACAUGGAAAUGAGUGAGCUCUUCAGAAGGAAGAUUAUGUAUAAAUGCUAAAUCAGAAAGGAGAGUUAGUCUGAAUAAUUUCAUAUCAAAUCAAGUAUGGAUUGAAGCAAUUUAAGUUAGCCACAGGAGCUGUAAUCUGAUAAGGUGGAGUUAACUCUGUUAUAUUCUGUUUUCUGAUAAUAGCCAUUAUGGCCACUUUAACGGGGAUGAAACUUUCAGCUCUUUCUCUCCUAUAAUGUGAUACAUACAAUUAAAAGGAGCAGUUGGACCUAAGCUGAUUCCUGUGGUUUCUUAGAACAACAAAACAGGAGAAAAACAGCAAUGUUACGAACAUACUGAAAAGCCUCAGUUCUACUCUGUCAUGAUUUUAAUUGAUAAAAUGCAGUAAGCCUGUAUUUACUACUCCCCAUCAGUGUACAACUUUCUGACAGUCCUUCAAAGUGUAGAUGUAAGAGUCGAGCCUUUAUUCAUCUGUAUGCAUUGCAUCCGCUGUGCUAGAGGUAAUACCAAAACUCCUGGAUUCUAAGUUAGUUUAUUUUGUGAAUUUGCUGAAAAGACUGGACAAGCAGCUGGAAGAAUAAAUAAAAGUUAACAAUA